Molecule: messenger RNA, 690 nt
Organism: Hansenula ciferrii
Lineage: Eukaryota; Fungi; Ascomycota; Saccharomycetes; Phaffomycetales; Wickerhamomycetaceae
Exons: 1
Coding region: 1-690 (229 amino acids)
Biological process (GO): transmembrane transport
Molecular function (GO): transmembrane transporter activity
Source: RefSeq, a predicted model, not a curated record
AUGAUUAGAUUUCUUUCGGUUUUAUGGGCUGGUUUCUUAUAUGGUUCAACUUUGGUCUUCUUCAAUUUGCUCAAUGCCACAGAAGCUACCAUUUUAGGUGGUGAUCCAUACAAUUUUUCUCCUGCUAUGUGUGGUUUAGCAUAUCUAUCUCCAACUUUGUUCAGUGUCUUCUUUUUCUUCAUUGCAGGUACCCUUUCUGAUUUUUUGAAAGUUCAUAUUGCUAAGAAAAGAAACGGUUCGUCGAUACCUGAAGAUAGAUUAUGGGUCUUGAUGGUUUAUAUGAUCUUGGGCUUUUUGGCUUCAAUUGGAUGGGGUGUUGGAGCAUACUAUGGUGCGCAUUGGAUGGCUUUAGUGAUCUCAAUGGGUGUACUUGGAGGACUAAAUGUUUUUGGAUGUACUUCAGCCUGUACAUAUUGCUCUGAUACAUAUCAUGAACUAGAUACUGAAGCUAUGGUUGUUGUUAUAGUCAUUAGAAAUAUCAUGUCAUUUGCAGCUAGUUAUGGAUUGACGGAUUGGGUUUUAAAUAUGGGUUAUAAGAAUGCUUUCAUAUCAUCUGGCUGCAUUUUAUUCUUUUGUAAUAGUACCUUCCUAAUUAUGAGAAUUCCUGGUCCAUACUGGAGAGCCAAGACCAGGUAUUCGUACUGGAAACUUGUUGAAUUUGACAGGGACACUUUUUAUGGAUCUGAUUAA